CUCAUGGACGGAAAGGGCCAGGACCAACAAGACAGAGGAACGUUCCCUGUUCUGUUCACCUCCGCCGUUCGCCCCAACAAGAGUCCGGCACAAACCCCAUGCGCCAACAACGCAUAGUCAUCCUAGGCGCUGGUAUCUCCGGCCUCUCCGCCGCCUGGUACCUUGCACGGUACGCCGGCGCCGCCGCUGCGACGCGAGCACUACCCCCGCUCAAGAUCACCGUCGUGGAGAAACAGCCGCGGGUGGGUGGAUGGGUGCAGACUUUGCGAAACAACGGCGACGACGGUGAUGUGUUUGAGCUGGGACCGCGGACGCUCAGACCGGUCGGAGUACCGGGGGCGACUACGUUGGAGAUGGUCCACAAGCUAAACCUCCAACCCCACCUCCUAACAACCUCCAAAACCUCCCCCGCCGCCCUCAACCGCUACAUCUACGCUCAAAACUCCCUCCACCACCUCCCGACCUCCCCACUCGACCUCCUCCUCCCCUGGCGCUCCCAAUCCCACUCCCCGCUGCUAAAAGGUAUCCUCCCCAGCAUCCUCCGCGAGCCCUUCGUCAAACCCCGCCCCCCACCACCGGAUCCGGAGACGGGGUACGCGGAUGAAUCGGUACAUUCGUUUGUGUCCAGACGGUUUGGCGUGCGGGUUGCGGAUAAUCUUGUGAGCGCCGUGUUGCAUGGGAUAUAUGCGGGGGAUGCGAGGCGGUUGAGUGUGCGGAGUGUUAUGCCGGUGCUGUGGGAUGCGGAGAGUAGGUCUGGGAGUGUUAUUCGGGGGCUUGUUGCGCCGGCUCCGCCAAAAGCAUCAGUGAAGACACCAUUUGCGAUUGGCGAUGGAGAGGAAUCCGCGGAGGAGUUCAUCGCCGAUGUGCAAAAGAACGCGAGCAUUUAUUCCUUCAAGGGUGGCGUGCAGACCCUCACCGACGCGCUCAAAACCGACUUGUUGAGUCGCAACUCCACCGACGUGCAGGUCGAGAUCCUACAGGGCACCGUCGACCGGUUAGAUCUCCCCCCAAACCCAGACUCCCCCGCCAACGUCCACCUCACAUCCAGCCCCACCCCCCUCCGCGCCGACCACAUCAUCUCCUCUCUCGCCGCCUGGGACCUCCAACGCCUCCUCCCCCCCACAUCCCCUCUCAUCCCCCUUCUCGACACCAUCAAAGGCGUGACGGUGGGUACAGUCAACUACCUCCUCCGCGGCGCACCUACGACCGUCCUACCCGUCAACGGGUUCGGAUACCUCGUCCCGAUCACGGAACGCACGCCGAUCUUGGGCACCGUGUUUGAUUCAUGUGCGAUGCCGGUCCAGGAUGUGCGCGGGGACACGACCAGGGUGACCGUGAUGCUGGGCGGGCAUAAAUUCUCCGAGUUCUUUGGUGCCGUCGAUAAGAAACUCUCCCCGGAGACGGUUCGGGCAAUCGAACACGCAUCCGAGGUCGCGAUCCAUUCCCAUCUACAGAUCCCGCGGCUCAACACACAGGGCGAACCGGUGGUGUUGAACCGAUACACGGCGGUGCAUAGGGACUGUAUACCGCAGUAUACGGUGGGGCAUCGGGAGCGGUUGGGGAGGAUGCACGGGGUGCUAGUGGGGGGCAGGAUGUCAGUUUGUGGGGCGAGUUAUGGGGGCGUCGGGGUGAAUGAUUGUGUGGUUGGCGCGAGGGAUUUGGUUAGGGGGUUGGUUGAGCGGGGGUUGCAAGGGGCGGGGAAAAAUGUGUCGGGGUUGGAGAAGUUCGCUGAAGAAUGAGGGGUGGGCAUGGCGGGAUUCAGCCCUGCCACACUCGAUAUCCUACGCCCCACUAGAUCAGCGCACCAUCCUGCGAUUCGCUGUAUUCAUAUAGCCAUACAGUAGCUCAUAGCCCAUAGACCACGGCGCAUAUAGCAAUCUGCCAAUGAACACACUCUCGAGCAUUAGACUGCAUAUAGUAACUUUAAUGUGUCAUUGAGUACAUAUGAUUCAAAAAUGAGAA
This is a messenger RNA of Fimicolochytrium jonesii, 1962 nucleotides long. RefSeq lists its product as uncharacterized. Gene Ontology annotation, cellular component: mitochondrial inner membrane. The record is from RefSeq and is a predicted model, not a curated record. The coding region runs from base 99 to 1739 and encodes 546 amino acids. Gene Ontology annotation, molecular function: protoporphyrinogen oxidase activity, oxygen as acceptor. Gene Ontology annotation, biological process: heme biosynthetic process. The transcript has 2 exons. NCBI's taxonomy places the organism in Eukaryota, Fungi, Chytridiomycota, Chytridiomycetes, Spizellomycetales, Powellomycetaceae.